Molecule: messenger RNA, 7466 nt
Organism: Pelmatolapia mariae (spotted tilapia)
Lineage: Eukaryota; Metazoa; Chordata; Actinopteri; Cichliformes; Cichlidae
Product: semaphorin-6D-like
Exons: 23
Coding region: 679-4074 (1131 amino acids)
Biological process (GO): semaphorin-plexin signaling pathway; axon guidance; neural crest cell migration
Cellular component (GO): plasma membrane
Molecular function (GO): semaphorin receptor binding; chemorepellent activity
Source: RefSeq, a predicted model, not a curated record
UGCAGAAGGCCACAGUGCAGGUGUUGAGCGCUCAGCUCCAGGUGAACUGGUGGUUUUUAUGUUAACUGGUCAGAUUGGUUUCCAUAUUCUUCUCCGUUUGAGCUUCACGUGUGUCUGCAGCCAAUCAGACGCCUGCUCCUGUCGGACUCUCGGCUUUAUUGGACUCACCUUUCCAGGUGGAACCAGGUCUGGGAACGUCCCGGCUCCCUGCUCCUCCUGCUUCUCUGGUUGGUGCUCUGCUGGUUGGAGGGUGUAGCUCGUUUGGGGGCUUGGUGGUUGGAUGAUGUUGUUGGUCCUUUGUGUGUGCAGGUCUUUCUGAAGCAGUUUUCAUGUCUGUGGUUUUUCCGAAGACGCUUCGGAAAAACAGUGCUUCCAGAUCAGGAUUAAUCAGGACUACAUCUGGAUCUGGACUUCUUCUACCUGGAUUUGGGCCUUUCUGUGCUCUGAUUGGCUCUGCUGAGAAGCUGCUUGUGAUUGGAACACCUGAAUUCGAGGACGUCUGAGGGGGUGCACCCCCGCCUCCUGACUUCCUGUUUGCUUUGCUGCUGUCACUUGAGCAUCCAGAGGCUUCACCUGUUCGUCGCAGCAGAUUUUCACUCUGUAAAAAUCUGACAUCCGCCAUGACCUGCUGACAUCACCGUCCCACCGCCCCCUCCUCCUUCCAUUUCUUUCCUCGCAAUGGCCCUGACCUGUUGGCUGUCGCCAUGGCGACCCCCAACCCUGCUGCUGCUGCUGCUCACUUCCUGGUUGCCGGCUGAGUCGGCUUCAACCACGCCCUUCCCCAAAGACCUGGAGCCGAUCAGCGUGGUCAACUCAGAGCAGUCGUUUCAGUACCCGGGGUUUCAGGGUUUGCUUCAGGACAACGACACGCUGAGGCUGGGCCUGGACUUCCAGAGGAUGCUACGGAUCAACCACGUGCUGUACAUCGCAGCGAGGGAUCAUGUGUUCGCAGUCAACCUGACGACGGCUUCAGGGGAGUUCGUCCCACAGCUGAAGCUGACGUGGAAGUCCAACGACGUCAGCAAGUGCACGGUCAGAGGGAAGAACAGCGACGAGUGCUACAACUACGUGAAGGUGUUGGUGCCUCGAAACGACGAGACUCUGUUUGCCUGCGGGACCAACGCCUUCAACCCGACCUGCCGAAACUACAAGAUGACCUCGCUGGAGCAGGUCGGGGAGGAGGUGGUGGGUCAGGCUCGCUGUCCCUUCGAGUCCGGUCAGUCCAACGUGGGACUGUUCGCUGGUGGAGACUUCUACUCGGCCACCAUGACGGACUUCCUGGCCAGCGACGCCGUCAUCUACAGGAGCCUGGGCGAGGGCCGCCCCGUCCUCAGGACCGUCAAAUACGACUCCAAGUGGCUGCGAGAGCCGCACUUCCUGCACGCCAUCGACUACGGGAACUAUGUCUACUUCUUCCUGAGCGAGAUUGCAGUGGAGUACACCACGCUGGGCAAGGUGGUGUUCUCUCGGGUGGCCCGGGUCUGUAAGAACGAUAACGGGGGAUCUCCCAGAGUCCUGGAGCGAUACUGGACGUCCUUCCUGAAGGCUCGGCUCAACUGCUCGGUGCCCGGAGACUCCUUCUUCUACUUCGACGUGCUCCAGUCGCUCACCAACGUGCUGCAGAUCAACCAGAGACCCGCCGUGGUCGGAGUCUUCACCACUCAGGCCAACAGCAUCCCCGGCUCGGCCGUCUGUGCCUUCUACAUGGACGACAUCGAGAAGGUGUUCAACGGGAAGUUCAAAGAGCAGAGGACCAGCGACUCCUCCUGGACUCCCGUACCCGACGAGCAAGUCCCCAGACCGAGGCCCGGUACGUGUGCAGGCGACGGCUCGGCUUCAGAAUACAAAUCGUCUGUUCAGUUCCCGGAUGACACGCUGACCUUCAUCAAGUCGUAUCCUCUGAUGGACGAAGCUGUUCCCUCCGUCAACGACCGGCCCUGCUUCACCAGGACGUCCAGCAGGUCCAAGUUGACCCAGAUUGUGGUGGAUGUCUCUGCUGGGCCUUUCAAGGACCGGACGGUGAUGUUCCUGGGCUCAGACGAUGGGCGGGUCUUGAAGGUUUUGGCCAGCACCCAUCCAAAUGACAGCUUUGGAUCCAAACUGCUGGAGGACAUCGACGUCUACAACCCUUUCAAGUGCAACGUUCAGGGUCAGGAGGACAGGAGGGUUCUGGGCCUGGAGCUCGAUAAGGACCAUCACGCCUUGUUUGUGGCGUUCAGCAGCUGUGUGAUCAGAGUGCCGCUCAGCCGCUGCGCCCAACAUGGAGCCUGCAAAAAAGCCUGCUUGGCCUCUCGUGACCCAUACUGUAUCUGGCUUCGGACCGGGAGCUGCGCCAACGUUGCGCCGGGUUUCAAGGCGGGGUUUGAGCAGGAUAUCGAGGGCGACCACUCGUUUCAUCCGGACAGCUGCCGCGCUGACGUGUUGGCCACGACACGGAACCAGGAGUCUGCCGCCGACUCCGCCUACGGCGUGCGGCGCCCUCCGGACAUGGACCAGCGUGCCGGCGCUAACGUGCACUACACGCUGCUGAUCGCCUGCGUGCUGGUGGCCUUCUUCCUGGGUGCCAUCUUGUCGGGUUUCCUGGUGUCGUGCUACUGCGGCCGCAGCGCCGCCCACCGGGCCCAGAGGCUGGGGAAGGACCCGGAGGCGUCGCUGCCUCACGCCCUGUCGCUGCGAUCCCUUGCCAAGCUCAACGGGCUGCUGGACGGACAGCCCAAGGAGGACAAACUGGACGUGUCCACCCCGAAGAUGUACAGCUCCUUCAUCCCCAACGGCCGGGCCGAGCAUCACCUCCACAGCCCCGUGCACCAGGGCCUCCCGCUGGGCGACCCCGAGCUCAGCCUGUCCCAGUCUCUGUCACAGGGGGAUGGCGAGCUCUCCGGCCUGCCCACGCCCGACUCCACCCCGGAGCUUCCCAUCAAGAACAUGAAGGCCCUGCGACACCAUCAGUACGAGAAGAACCAGAACUACAACAACACCAGAGACAAGCCCAGCUGCUCCGCCUCCAGUCUGGGAUUCAUGGCCGUCGUCGGGAACUCCUUAAACCAGCAGGUGUUUCCCUUCCCUCAUCACCAUGGCAACAGUUUAAGCAAUGGGACGCCCCACGGGGCCGGCGCCUCUUCGACCUCUCUGCACCUCCCAGAGGAGAGAAAGAUCUCCAAUGAUGAGCGGGCGGCGGCGGCGGUGGGAGGGGGAGGAGUCCCGCAUCACCACCACUCCCAGCAGUCCCUCCCCCAGACGGUGGUGGACGUGUCGGCGCUGGACGAGCUGCUCAAACACAUCCACGAGGUCAGCGCGUCAGGAACCGGCGGCAUCAAGGUCCUUACCUCCACCUCCUCCUCCUCGCUGUUCCCCGGGUCGUCCGGCUCCACCGCAGGGCACCAUCACAGCCACCAUCACCACCACGCACAGACGCGCACACACCACUACAACCACGGCCAUCACCAUAGCAACCACCACAACAACAACAGCGGUCACCAGCAACAGAACGAGACCGCAUCCUACCACAGCACCUCCGCGCUGCCGAGCGACGGCCUCCCCAAACGCAUCAACCCUCCUCCUCAGAACACCACCUCCUCCUCAUCUUCAUCCUCCUCAUCCUCCCACAACCCCACCUCCUCCACCUCCAUCCCCUCAUCCUCCUCCUCCUCUUCCUCCACUCCGCUCCAGCAGCAAGUGAUUCCAGAACGACCUGGAGGAGGCGGCGGCGUCUCCGUGACACGCCACCACUCUCAGCGUCACUCCCUCAUCAGGAUGGGCAGCGGAAGUGGCGCCGUGCCCCGCCACCACAGCUUCAACCAGCGAGGGCCGCAGCAUGCUCACUUCCUCGCCAGGAUGAACACUAACAACAGCAGCAACAACAGCGGUGGCCCCGCCCCCGCCGACAGCAAGCAGCCGUCGGUGGCCAGCGCCUGCCUCACACGGCAACACAGCUACAGCGAGGGGCCGCACGCCCAGCGGGCCGCCGUCGUCCGGAGAACGGCGUCGCUCAAACCCCAGAUCCCUCCUAAACCGCUCUUCCUGCCAAACACAGCCACGUCGCCGGGCACAGAGGCGGGAAAGUACAACUACUGAGGCCGCCGGGCACCGCGCCGACAUGGCCGCUGCUGUCCACAGACGCCUGCCGGGCUCGUGAGAGAGGAUGAGAGGAGAGCGCCGAUGGGCUGGAGACACAAAAGAGACCGAGAGCUUUUUGUCCCCAUCGCUCCUCGUUACCACCCCUCAGCCGUGCUUGCUGCCCCGCCGCUGAGAGGACGCCGUCCGUCGCCACUCGAGCAUCUCUGGCUCAUUGAAAGGGGCGGGGCUCGAAACCAGCACGAACUACUAAACAUUCCAAAGGCGGCUCGAGGUGGCCGUAGAAUUCCAGAUUAAUGCAGUUUUCUUCGGAGCACUUUGAUCCGACAUCCUGUCGUCGGGCCCGGAUUUCAUUCGCCAGAAUCGUCAGCAAACCGAACCCAGUGGAAAAAAUUCCUCGGCCUGUCUGUUAAUCCGGGCCGGAAAACUGAACCCCGCAGCAGGGGUGGCUCCCGUCCCCGUGGGGGGCGCAGACUUGUGUUUUCAGCAGCACUCUGAGGACAGACCACCUCGGUCUUUUAUACCAUAUUGGUAUCUGCAGGUCGCCCAGCAGGUGUGAUAACCAUUUCCACAUCACUACAACGACCCUCUUGCAUUAACGCCGGGACGCCUGCUGAGCGUCACACCCAGACCCCCGCGGGUCGUUUCAGGCCCCCCUGAAGGGGGCGUGUUUUCUCUUCACCAGCUGAGCGCACACUGUGGAAACUUUAACAAAGUUUGCUCUUAAAUUGGUGUUUCACCCAAAUUACUGCCACACCCAUGCUCCCACUGACCUCCCAGGGUGUCCGGCGCCCACGAGGGCGGAGCAGAGGCAGACUCGUCACCUCAGCUAUGCUCUGUGAGCCUCUAAGCUAAUGCUAACUCGCUCCGCCCGAGGCUGGUGAUGCGUUCAGGUACCUGUUAAACCUUUGAAAUGUGAAAAUGUGUGCAGGCGUGAAACAGCCCAGAGUCUGGGUGGAGGGGCGUGGCCUGUUGUCUGCCGUGGCAGAGACAUUUCAGUCUGACUUCAGUCUCACUCUGCACCUUCAUUAAAAACUACAUUUCCCAGCAGGCAGUGGGAACGUGAGGAUUCUGUUGGUGGUAAUUUGGGUGAAGGUUUGCUUUGCUUCGGUCUGUGGGAGGGUUUCCUCCCAGCUGAAGAACAGUGGAUCAGCUGUUCCUGCUUUUCCUUUACCUCGGUGUUUGUUAGCGGCUCUGUCGGGUUCAGUUUCUGCCCCGGGGCUUAGACAACAUGUUGAGCCAACACAGGUGAGAUCGCAGAGCGGUCCCUGCAGACCAGCGGGUGACGUGACGCCGGCUCUCCGUGUUGCCUCAGCGUGUGCCGUCUGAUAGAAACGUCUGGAAAAUGAAUGCACUGCUUUCAGGUCUGUUAGCAUCAUUGUCCUCAGACGGAUUCAGUUUCUGACUUGGGCGCUGAACACCUGAACACCUGCUUCAUGUCACAAACCCUAAAGCUGCAGCUCUUCUAACUACACUGAGGCACAAACACUCGGAGCGCCACCAGUGAGCCGCACGGGCAGCGCCGCUAAACGAAGCAAUAAAUGUAAAAGAGAUGAUUCAGGACCUCUGCACCUGCUCGUUCAGACCAUAAAACAUGAAGAGUUUCAGAUACAAACACCAGUAAUCUCGUCACAUGUCCGAAAACAGCUGGCAUCAACUUUCAGAUCCAGUCAUUCGAGCUUUGGCGCUGCUACUACUUAUUACGUUUAUCUCAUUUAUGCCCAAACAGUUUGAGGGCUUCUGGCUGUUUAGGGACAGUGCUGGGGUACAUCAGGCAGUCGUACUAACCAGCACAAGUUUGAGACGUAGGUUUGAAUCCAGAACACGCCGCUGUGACGCGUAGCCGUGAGUGAACUGACUGUUGCGUCCUGCAGCCGUGACUUGUCACCGUGGUCCACGGCGGAGGACGAGCUCUGCACCAACAUGAUGCAACACGCAGCCGAGAGCGAGCUGCGGUGCGUGAUGCGUUUGUUGAGGUUAAAUAAAAGAGGCCAAAGCAGUGGCGCGAUGGUUGCUGCUCACUGUACAGGGAUUCAUGCCACAGCGUUUGAGGCGCUUACAUCAUCCUCUUUCAUCUCGCCUGAUUCAAACAGUUUGAAAUACUGUAGUUACCACAGAUUACAGCUGCUGUGGUCACUGAAGGAGGCUGCCGCAGGACUCGGAGGCUAAAUUUACUGCCAAUCCCAUCCUCUGCUCUCAGCAGGGGAUUCUGCAGAAAAAGAAACGGCAUUUAAAAACGAGCCGAACAGGAAGGUUCGGGUGCCUCUGUGAACACCGACCCGUUAGACACACGAGCGGGAAUAGAAGAAUGACACCGAGCGUUUCUCCAGGCAGUGCUUUGGAGAGCCGAUGGAUAUCUGAGCGGUGUCAGUCAGCCGUGACAGCUAACGUACACGUCAGGAAAAGGAUGACGAAAAAGCUUCAGUCAAACACUCAGACUGUCCUUAAACACAUCAACAUGGAGAGUUUUCAGGUCUGGAUUGUUAAAAAUAAUAAAAAAUAGAAUAGAACUGGCCUUUCUCGUGGCUCUGUGCCGACGGAGCAAACCUGUCGAUACUCAUUAUUAUUAUUAUUAUUAUUAUCAUCAUUAUUAUUAUUAUCAUCAUCAUCAUCAUCAUCAUCAUUAUUAUUAUUAUUAUUAUUAUUAUUAUUAUUAUUAUUAUUAUUAAACAAUAAGCCAAAUUGAAUUCAUUGAGAUGCCAAAUUUUGUCUGUUUCGCUCUCUGUCAGCUGAAUAUCUUAAACAGAGCGACGGCUGUUCUGACUUUCGCAUUCGUCCAAUCGGUGGAAAGGGUAAAAAACUGAUUAAUGGAAAACAAGGAGGGCUGCGUAAAAACACCAAAGUGUCACAUCGAGCUUUUUGUAUUUGAAUUUUCCUUCAAAUGAAAAUGCUGCUUUAAUGUGAGUAAUGAGUUCUGGUUCUUGUUCAGUUGGUAACAAAUCCGUGGCUCGAGUCCUGCUAACGUGCCGUAGAUAAUUGGCUGAACGCUCCUUUAGACCUGCGGCGAGCCGCUCCAACCUUCACACAGCACAAACACCACCUCAGAGUCUGUGAGCAGUGUUGAACUUUCCAAAAUCACGUGUCAAUCUUCAAAGGUCCUUUAUGAAUGUUUCCACUGGGUGCUGCUAGGGGGCGCUGCAGAGCAUAAAGACUUUGGCGUAUUUUAUAAAGGUUUUGUAUGAGAUGCACUUGUAACCUUGAAAAUGAUUUUGUUUAUUCGUUUCGUGGUUCUCGUCCUCUGAAGUGCUGAGAGGAGCAGAGACGCUGUGGACUCACAGCGCCACCCGGUGGGCCACGCUGCAAUGACAAUGUAAUAAUGUCACACACUAUUAUGUUUACCUUACUGCUAUUAAUUAACAAUGUGGAUGACGGUGUAAAUAAAGGCUACUGUG